AUAAAGCUGUGCAGUCUAACAAACAUUCUGAUAUCGAUCUUGAUAAAGGAAACAAGCACACCACAAGCCACCAUGUUUAAAUCAGCUGUAUUUCUUUUGGUAGUAUUCGCCGUUAUAUUAAAAGCCAAUAGUUUACAAUGUCACGUAUGCUAUGAUUGUGAAAAGUUGAGUGACGAUUACCUGACAUCCUGCGACUCGUUGCUUUCUACUACUACUACUAGUAGUACCGCGCAACCUACAUCUACUAGUACCUCAACAAGUACAACGCCCUCCUCUACCAUCACUAGGUUGAGAGCGCAUCUGCGUUGUUUGUCCCAUUACGUGUGCGUCUGCAUUCCUUCUAUCGUGAACGGCUCCGACGUGAUCGUCCGCGGUUGCGCAGCGGGCCAUACCAACGAAACUUGCUACAUGUUCGGGCUGACCUCCUGCUCCUUUUGCUCAACGGACAAAUGCAACGCGGCUGGCUCUAUACAGGCCUCGGCUGCUGUUUUAGCCGUAGCAUUCUUCGCAAGCUAUAACUACGUCCACGACAACGACAGAAACUUCUACUACGACAGGACCAAUACCUACUUCCACAGAAUCCACAACUUCAACAGUACCAUCCUCAACAGCUGCGGAGAAAUAUGUGACUGUUUGACCCAUCAAAGAUCGAAAAGAUACACUUUAAGAGGACUGGGCCUGUCAAAGGAGGCCGUCAAGUACGUUUGCUUCGUGGAUAAAUAUAAAAUAAAUGAAACGGAGAUCGUGAAAAGAGGAUGUGCCAUCAAGGAAGCAGACGAAAAAACUUUGUGCACUAAGUUGGGCCUCGGAGGCUCAUCCGUACUCUCUUGCGCAUUGCACUUUUUUGCGAAAAUGGAAGGCGCGGAAAUUUUUAUGUGUGGUUUUCUUCUGGUGUUUUUGGCAAUUGGAAAUUCCGGCGCCCUACAAUGUUUCGUUUGCCAAAAUUGUAAAGAGGUAACACGGGACCACAUCCAAACAUGCAAACCACCAAGUCCAUUCACCACGGUGCCUACAGUUACGGAACCUCAGACUACAACUGAAGCUGCCACAACAUCCGUGGCCACAACUUCAACUACGCAACCAAGUACAAGCACUACUGAAGCUUCAACUACAACAUCUAUGGCCUCAACUACAGCUACAGAACCCACUACUACAAUUACGGAACCAACGACAGCUACUACCAAAGCUACAACUGUAACUACGGUACCUAUUACUACUACUACUGAAGCUACAACUACAACUACGAAACCAACGACAACUACUACUGAAACUACAACUACAACUACGGAACCAACGACAACCUCUACUGAACCUACAACUAUAACUAUGGAACCAACGACAGCUACUACUGAACCUACAACUACAACUACGGCACCUAUUAUUACCACAACCACCGAAGCCAUAACUACCACAACGGAACCUACGACUACAAGCACAACCACCAAGGCCACAACGACAACGAUUCAAGCUUCAACCACGACCACUGAAGCCACAACUACAACUGCUGAACCAACUACUACGACUAUUACAACAGAAGCAACAACCUCGACUACAGAACCUACAACUACCAAAGCCACUACUACAACAAUUACAGCUGAACCUACAACUACGACAACCGAGGCUACGACUAUAAUAUUUGAACCUACAACUGUGACAACCGAAGCUACUACAACAAGUGAGGCCACAAAUACAACAGUAGAACCUACUACCACAACCGCAAAAGCUAUUACUACUACGACUGUACCGACUUUAACAACCGAAGCUACGACAACAUCUGAAGCUAAAACUAGUACAUCCGAAGCCACAAUUCCAACAAAUGAACCUAUAAGUAACACAGCUGAGGCUACGGCUAUUACAACUGAAUUUAAAACUACUGCAGCUGAAACUUAUACUUCUACGUAUGAACCUAUGACAACAACUUCCGAAGCCACAAUCACAACUAAAGCUAUCACAACUCCCAGACAGCAGGCUUCUGACCACGCCGGCAGUUUAAGUGUAAAGAACCGAUUCUACAGAAGUAUCAAGCAAAAUAGAGAAGAUGACGAGCAAGUACGAUGCGUUGUCACCAGUUACAAGGAAGCUGGUAUAACGUUUUACUUGUUUACAGAAAAUGGGGAAGAAAAUGUAGUCCGCGGCUGUUCAUAUGAACCGGCAAACACAACAGCCCGUUGCCACGAAACCAUCGGGCGAGAUGAUGUGGAUCUCGUCCGCUGUUCCGUUUGCGACGGCGAUCUAUGCAACUCCGCGGCGGCAGCGGCCGUCACUUUUGUACCUCUAAUCUUAGGGUUAUUAAUGAAUUUAUAAAUAAUACAGUAUGUAGACUCUGACCACGCUAACUUUAGACAAACUUGGCAGUCAGAAACUCGUCGUAGCACUUGGCAUGAAACUUAGCGUGGUCUGACUCCUCAGGAAUUACCGAUACCAGUGCGAUAGUGUUAAAGUGUGUAUGUAUUUAUUGGUACAAAUGAUACCUCUAAUGAACAU
Messenger RNA from Cydia strobilella, 2484 nucleotides. RefSeq names its product mucin-2-like. Lineage: Eukaryota; Metazoa; Arthropoda; Insecta; Lepidoptera; Tortricidae. The record is from RefSeq and is a predicted model, not a curated record. The coding region runs from base 73 to 2304 and encodes 743 amino acids. The transcript has 12 exons.